Molecule: messenger RNA, 3876 nt
Organism: Ctenopharyngodon idella (grass carp)
Lineage: Eukaryota; Metazoa; Chordata; Actinopteri; Cypriniformes; Xenocyprididae
Gene: sema4aa
Product: semaphorin-4B
Exons: 14
Coding region: 97-2397 (766 amino acids)
Biological process (GO): negative chemotaxis; axon guidance; semaphorin-plexin signaling pathway
Molecular function (GO): chemorepellent activity; semaphorin receptor binding
Source: RefSeq, a predicted model, not a curated record
CAUCUUUCUUCCUGCUGCGCUUAAGGCAGUCUCAUCAGAGGAAGUGAGACCCAGUCACUCGCUGUUUCGCUAGCUGAUCAGAACAGGUCUGUUAGGAUGGCAGCAUUGUUCAGGAUUUGGAUGUUUAAGGUUCUCUUCUUUGGAUUGAUAGACCCAUCUCAGGCCUCCCUGCGUCCUCGUGUGUCAUUUCCUCAGGGAAGUUCAGAGCGUCUCUUGAGCAUCUACAGCAGCUCUAAUGUGAAGAACACCACCACUCUGCUGCUCAGCACUGAUGCUGACACACUGUUUGUUGGAGCUCAGGAUGCUUUGCUCUCCCUAGAUGUCAGUCAACCAGACAGUAUUACACUCAAAGACGAGUUGGAAUGGAAAGCAUCUAGAGGAAACCUGCUAACCUGCAAAAUGGCCUCAAAAAAGGAUUGUGGCAACUUCAUCAGUAUUUUACAGUUUUUCAACUCUACACACCUUUAUGCCUGCGGGACAAAUGCAUAUGGACCACAAGGCAUCAUCAUUCCAGCAAGUUCUCUGAAUGCCAGCAGAGACACAAAGAAUGCCAAAAACUGCUGUCCCUACAGCUCCACCCAGAGGAACACAGCCAUCAUUGUUGAUGAAGAGCUCUAUACAGCAACCAAAGUUGGCUUCUUUGGAAACAAAAAAGUAAUUUCUCGCUGUCAUAGCAGAGCAACGCGCAACAACCUGGAGCUUGAGAAUGUACCAAAAUUGCUACAGGACCCUGUAUUCAUCAGUUCAACACAUGUUGCCAGUGAAGGAAAGAUCCUGCUGUUCUUUACUGAGACUGGGGACUUGACCGGAGACUACUUGGUGAACUCUUUUAUUGUGUCUCGUGUGGCCCAGGUCUGCACGGAUGACAACGGAGGGAGCCUUACCUUACAGAAACGCUGGACAUCCUUUGCUAAGGCUCAGCUGGUCUGCCAACAAGGGGAAGAUCUCCAGUUCAACAAGCUGGAGGAUAUUGUCAAGUUGUCCCCACCGGACAAUGAGUCUUCUGACAGCACUCUGUUUUACGGGGUCUUUACCUCACAAUGGUCAGUUUCGUCUGGUCAGUCAGCAGUGUGUGCUUUCAGUUUAGCAGAAAUUAAAGCAGCUUUUUCAGGGGAUUACAAGACAUUCGAUUUGGAAGGAAAUCAUUGGUCACGUCAGCCAAAUGCAGACAAAAAACUCGGCAAGUGUGGACUGUUUAACGACACUGACCGUGUGUUGAACAUUGUAAAAAAGAGCUUCCUUACUGAAAAAGCUGUGCGUCCUGUGGAGAACAAACUGCUUCUGUCCUCCACAAAAGAGCGUUAUAGUCGUAUAGCUGUUCAGAGAACUCAAGCUGCAAAUGGACAAAGUUACACCAUCCUGUACCUGCUCACCGAGUCUGGCUUUCUUCAUAAAGUUGUCCUGCUGGCUAAAGGUUCUCAUAUCAUCGAGGAGAUUCCAAUUUUUAAACAAUCACAGACUGUGAAAAACAUCCUCCUCUCCAAAAGCAAGGGUGUGCUGUUCAUAGGCUCUUCUGAGGGUGUCUUCAGAGUGCCUGUGUCCAACUGCUCAGAUUAUCCAAACUGUGCAGAAUGUGUGUUAGCACACGACCCGUUCUGUGGCUGGGACUCGGAGACCAGAGUGUGUGCUACUGUGUCUGGAAUGGGGUCUAACCUACGGCAGGACGUGGAAAGCGGAAAUGUCAGCGAACAGUGCAAAGAGUUCACAAAUACUACUGCUACAGUGAUACGGAAUGCACAGUUGAAUGAGACUGUGGUUCUACCAUGUCCGGUGAGAUCCAGACUGGCGGAGGUGACUUGGAGAUUUUCAAACAACAGCGUUGUUCCCCGAUGUCCAUACCUGCAGCAUGCCAACCACAGCCUGGUCUUCCCUAUCACUCCAGAGACUUUGAACACCUACCGCUGCAUGUCGAAGGAGCUGGGCUUUGAGCAAAUAAUUGCCGCCUUCACUGUAAAUCUCUCGCCCAUCCCUCGUUCUCUUCCUCCCACAUCACACCAGCAACCUGACAUCACCCUGGACACGGAAAUAGAGCCCAUCCCUGAUUACUACACAACACUCGAGUUUGAUGAAUCUGAUUCUAAACCUACAAAAAAUGAAAAGACAAAUGCAUUUAUGACACCAGACAGGAGCGGUGAAAAACAGCCCAGGACUAAUCGUGAAUCUACUGUAAACAUCAACACCUCUGGACAAGACGCUGUUUGCAUCUCACAGAAGAGUUACUACACUGAAAUGGUUGCUUUUUGCAUUUUGUUUGUCAUUUGUUUCUUUGUAUUUGUUGCUUUUGUGAUCCUGUGGAGAAAAAGCAUGAGGUGCAACAAAACCACCCCUCAGAAACAAACUAAAGACACUGAGUCAGACAAUAUCUGGCAAACAGAACUGGAUGAAAAGCAAAGCUGAACCCUAAAACCAGCACUAUCUGUAAGUUUACGAAAAACUAAGGAGUGAUUCUUGACCCGUAAUUAGUUUGGAAAAUAACAACAUUUCCAUUUUGAAAUUAAUCUGAUUUGAUCGCUAGAAUGCCAACAGUACAUUUCAUGAUAUUUAUAAUCAUUUGAUUUUAUUUAUAGUUAAUAAUUUUAGAUAAUCAUACUUGAAUUUUUUUAGUUUCAGUACACAAAAACCUCAUAAAAACGUUGGGAUGUGAUCUAGAACCUUUAUACAGCGGAUGCCAUUGUAAAGACUGUAAGACUGUCGAAUAUGGCAUCUACUUUGACUAAGGUUUAUUGUAACUAGGGUAGCAAAAUUCCUGGAAUUUUCAAAGUUAGAAAGUUUUCAUGGGAAUUAAUGGGAAAUUAUGGGAAUAAACUGGAAAUUUGCAAAAUUGCAGGUUAACCUAUAGCAGGGAACUUAAAUGUAGUUGAAAAUAAAACAUCUUGCAGCAUAAUCUUGGUUAAAACAACUAGAUUUAAUGCAAAUUCAGUUGAAUUUCUACUUUCUUUUUACAUUUUCAAUGGGACUUUUUUUGUCAUAAGGAAUAUGUUUAUUAUAUUCAACAUUCAUGAUUUUUUUGUCAUGCUUUUUUGUUCAAUGAAGAGUUGAUUGAAAAUUCUACUCACAAAUAAAUUGGUCAAAGAUGUCAUUUUUAUUUGUAUUAGUUUGCAUGUAUGUCUGUUUAUGAUCAAACAAAAUGUUUAUGUUUGUACAUGAUACAGUUUGUAUAAAUUACCCCAAAUGUCCAAUUCCCUUUAAUUCCUGUAAAUUAUUAAGUUUACAACUUGGAAUAUUAUUUUGGUUGUUGUUUUUUUUGUUUGUUUGAAAUCAUCCUACAUUCAAUUUAUUGUUCACAAAAAUAGAUUUGUCAACACAAUACCAUAAAAAAUUAACCCUCCGGAGCCAUGUGGAGCACAUGUUUAUGAUGGAUGGAGGCACUUUCUUCAGCUCAUACUCAUUGAUCCCGCUCACUGCCAUUAUAAAGCUCGGAUGCGUCAGGAUAUUUAUUAAUAUAUCUCCGAUUGUGUUCAUCAGAACGAAGAAAGUCAUAUACACCUAGGAUGGCUUGAGGGUGAAUAAAGCUUGGGGUAAUUUUCAUUUGAAAGUGAACUUAUCCUUUAAAGGUAAAAUCUAAUUUAAUCAAAAACUCACAGUCCUUAAGCAACAAGUCACAAUAAAAAAAAAAAAAGUCAUAAAACAUAUAUUUCAAUUAUGAGUGUCCAUGUUUUCUUUAUCUGUAUGUAAACAUUUCAUUAUGUUUUUUUUACUUGUAUUGCAUGGAUGCAAAAAUGCUUGUGAAUCUUGUGUUGCUGAAGCCAGAAUCAAAAUAAAUGAGUUGCUUGGUUUGUAUUUAUUUUAUCAAGUCAUGUUUCUGGUUGCAGUUCAUUUGGUCGAAGUCCAUUAAAUAUGUGAGCGAAAGUAUAAUAAAUUCAAUUAAACUAUGAA